UUUUAAUUAUUUAGNGUNUGAUAAGNNGUUAUGAUGCGCGCGUACUAGGUACGCAACGUUUGUCGCGCGAGAAUUUUUGGAUCGCGUAUACGAGCUAUUGUAUAACGCUAUACAUAUGCGUCUUCUCGUGGUGUAACAUAAACGGAGUAUGCAAAGUGGCACGCGAAUCAGCGAUAUCUUCGUCGAAACAGAGAGAUCAAUUUUGUUUUUUGUUGUACAGCGUUUUGAAUCUUUAUUUCAAAUUUCAAAUAGUUUUUAUCAUUCUUUGAAGAGUAACCAGAGCUCGUUUAACGGAUGAUGAAAAAACUUGAUUUGAAGAAUUUGAUAAUACAGAAGAUACAAGUUUUGUUUUUUUUUUUAUUAGACAUCAACUUCCUCUUAUUUUAUCGAGUUUGAAAAUUGAAGGAGAAAAGCGAAAAAAAAAAUGAUCGUGGAUUUUUUUCUCGAGAUGCCGUGGGAUAUGUAUACAUUAUAAAUAGCGGUUGAAUACACCUAGUUAGCUGAGAACGUUGAUAAAAGAUGAUAGUCUUUAGAAUUUGAUAGGACGAACGAGAGAAAGAUUGCAUAUGUGUGUGAGAGUGGGAGAGAGAAAAAGAAGUUCUGUUGUCAAUACGUAGGGAUUUUAAAGACAUCUCGAAACGCAAAUUGUCUCAUUACAUUAGGAAUCAUUAAACAUGUAUAUUCGUGUCGGAACACGUGUAUAAAAGGAACGCUUAAGUAAUAUAUAUAACUUAUACAAAAUAUAGCGAUUGGCCCUUCGACAGUGUUCGAGAUCUUAUUUAAAUAUAUUCGAUGAAAACAAUAUGUUGUGUAUUGUUUUUUUUUUAAUGUAAAAAUGUUCCUUUUGUAUAUAUUUUUUUUUUUAUUACGGAAUCUUCCUCUCCUUUGUUUCUCCCACUCUCCCUUCACGUGGAUCUCAGCGUCAGCUGUUCGCCAGGCAGGUGAAAAAUUGGCGGGAAAACUGACAAGCGCGGACCUCCGACAGGACAUCGUAAGAUCGUACGAAUAGGAUUUUAAUGGUGGAACCGAACGAUAAUCCGAACGUAGUUUCAAUUUGAUUUGGUUGUGGGUUCGUUUAUGUUGCAAUCGCUUGCUUCUUCUCCACCAUCACGAUGACGACACGAGCUGCUGUGCGACUCGUCAACUCUGACGAGCAGGCGUUUGCGGGAUUACGCCGCUCGCCAAGGAACUUGCCGCAACAUUUAAAGGAAAAAUUGGAGCCAUCGAAACCUAAAAGAGAACCUUACGUAGAAACAUUACCUUCAAUUGUCUUCGAAGGUCGUAUUCAAUAUGCUAACGAUUUCUUCGAUUGUGCUCAGAUUUGUGACAAUCUUCUACAGGAAGUAAAGGCCAGUGAGAAGGAAAUAGUACCAAUAGGAUUUGACCUGGAGUGGCCUUUCAGCUUUCAAACUGGCAGCGGGAAAACAGCUCUGGCGCAAAUUUGUCUAAACAAUGACGUGUGUUACCUUUUGCACCUCUAUUCGCUGAAGAAGCUUCCCGCAUCCUUCACCGAACUUUUGCGUCAUCCCAAAGUUAAACUUGUUGGCGUCAACAUUAAAAACGAUGUGUGGAAACUUGGGAGAGACUUCAAGGAAUUCCCUGCACAAAAAGUAGUAGAGAACAAUUGUCACGAUUGUGGACCGUAUGCCAAUCAAGUUUUGAAGCGAUCUUGCCGUUGGAGCUUGGAAAGAUUGACCGCUUACUUGUUAGAAAAGAAAAUUAGCAAGGAUCCUAACGUGCGAAGAAGCAAGUGGCACAUACAACCCUUGAGUGACGCUCAGAAAAUUUACGCGGCUACGGACGCUUAUGUAUCUCUUCUGCUUUACACGACAAUUCAGGCGAAGGCUAUCGCCCUAGCAGAACAGAGUCAAAAUCAUGAAAAUCCGAUGAACUUUCCAUCUUAACGAAGUCAGUUGGCUUGU
This is a messenger RNA of Pseudomyrmex gracilis, 1922 nucleotides long. It is a transcript of the gene WRNexo, whose product is annotated as Werner Syndrome-like exonuclease. Gene Ontology annotation, molecular function: 3'-5' exonuclease activity; nucleic acid binding. Bases 1113 to 1904 code for a protein of 263 amino acids. The transcript is spliced from 6 exons. Gene Ontology annotation, biological process: nucleobase-containing compound metabolic process. NCBI's taxonomy places the organism in Eukaryota, Metazoa, Arthropoda, Insecta, Hymenoptera, Formicidae. The record is from RefSeq and is a predicted model, not a curated record.